Molecule: messenger RNA, 489 nt
Organism: Perkinsus marinus ATCC 50983
Lineage: Eukaryota; Perkinsozoa; Perkinsida; Perkinsidae
Exons: 6
Coding region: 1-489 (162 amino acids)
Source: RefSeq, a predicted model, not a curated record
AUGAGGAUGGACAACAACCUCUACUUGAGCCUCUCUGGCCAGGCAUCAUCAGAUGUCCCCAAUUCACGUCCUGUCAAUACUCACAACAUUCAGCGCGCAACAGUAGCGCAGAUCUACAAGUCCAACGACAAACCUCUCUACUAUACAAGUUGCAUAACGGAGAUACCUGAUGGUCGUGGCGGUAUACGUAAAUGUAGCAAGAAGGUCGAGCAGGACAUCUCUACGGGGACGUGGUCAUGUAUUGAAGGCCAUCAAAAUCCGCAAUGCAUGCCAAGGUACAUAAUCAGCAUCAAACUAGCCGAUAUAUCCGGUGAAGUGAUGGUGAGGGCAUUUGAUGAGCAGGCCCAGGCUCUGCUCGGGGUAUCGGCGCAAAAUAUGAUGAACGGUAUGGGGGAAGAUGAGAUUGAGACUCUCAUCAACAACACUCAAUUUAAAAAANNNNAGGACAACAACUUCUUGACUCGAUAUCUCGGUAAGAUUCUCGGGUAA